Molecule: messenger RNA, 1278 nt
Organism: Drosophila yakuba
Lineage: Eukaryota; Metazoa; Arthropoda; Insecta; Diptera; Drosophilidae
Gene: grim
Product: cell death protein Grim
Exons: 1
Coding region: 316-744 (142 amino acids)
Source: RefSeq, a predicted model, not a curated record
UCCACUCUGAAACCUCGAAGCGAGAACAUUGAAUAACAAGCGGAAGCGAAAAGCGCACAGCCUGAAAGUUCGUCGAAAAGCGACCAGUUUCCUAGUUCGUUUUCCCGCCAAAUGAGUCAGAAAAUUUUCCAAGUGCUUGAUACGAGAUAUGAAGACUUAACAGACUUGAAGUGCAAGCAGUGAAUGGAAUAUAUUAUUCCUGAAGAAUAUUGAAAUCGAACAUUAAAAAUAUAUACUCUACCGAAGUUAUAUAUUUUUUGAAUAAAUCAUUCAAGAUUUUGUAAAAUCAUAUUUUGUACUAAAUCGAAUACCGCCAUGGCCAUCGCCUAUUUUAUACCCGACCAGGCCCAAUUGUUGGCCAGAAGCUACCAGCAAAGUGGCCACCAGGCAGCAGCGAGUCCUCGGACAACUGCAGCACCUGCUGCACCUUCGCAGCAGCAGCAACAAUCGCAACAGCAGCCGCAUCAGCAGCAACAUCAGCAGCAACAACAGCGCCCACAAAUCCGUGCCAAUAUCUCCGUGCCGCUGGGAAGUCAACAGGGAUCGAUGACCAUGUCGGAGUUCGGAUGCUGGGACCUUCUGGCCCAGAUCUUCUGCUACGCCCUGAGAAUCUACAGCUACAGUUCGAGCCAGCGACGACCGACGGUCAUUCAGAUAUCCUUCGAAAUCAGCAGCGGCAGCCAGAACAACGAUGAGGACGACGUGACCGAUGCCACCUCCACCUCCACCACCAAGGAGAACUAAAUUUAGUUUUCAUUUUUCAUCGAGGUGGAGAGAAAAUCUUUGGGAUUUUCUGGGAAAGGCAGGCUCAAUCAAAGCGCAUUGUGAUUUCUUUUUUGGGUAUGGACACAUGAGGAGGAACGAGUUUUGUAAAAAAUGGGACAUUUCCACAACAAAAUAAGAAAACUAUUUUUAAACUAUUUUUGAGAGAGAGAAAAUUCAAAAUUUGUCAUCGAUUUGCUUAAAGUGAUAUUGAUUGUUUGUUACUUUUUUGAAUGUCAAAUUUUCGCAUUUCAGUUUUGAGAAAAAUGUUUAAUUUUGCAAGCAAAGGUUUCCCGGUUGGUUCAAAAAUACAAAAAUAAUUAACAAAACAUUUUGAGAUCAUGAAAGAAAGAGUGUAAAAUUGUCAUAAACCUUAUUAGUGUCUAUACAUAUGAGCAAAACCACAAGUAUCGUACUCAACUAACAACUAAUUGUCAAAUUUUUGCAUUUCAACUACUUACAAAUAUAUGUAAAUCCUACACUAAUAUUACAGAACUACAAUACAGAACCAACAAA